CCGUUAUUUUUCUGGAAGAAUCACUUCGACUUGCCACUUGCCUGGCUGAUCUAAGAUGUUCUGAGGAUUCUCCGAGGACUUAUGAGCUAAUAAUGCUUAGGGAUUUCGUGUCCCGAAGAACUCUUUAAUCCUGUGCUUCCGAAUCCUACUCUAAGCCAGACCUUCUGUCACAGCCCAAGAGUUACCGGCAGUUUUUGAAAGCUCUUCCAAGCGAGCAACCGUUCUGUUCCAUCUUUGGGGGAUCUUGUGAGGUGCCAUUACCAGGAUGUAUCUCCUCGCUGGCACUGGGUCCCAGGCGGUGCUCUGAGGGUGUUCCUUCCUGGAAGAGCAGCGAAGCAAAGCGAACCACACCAUGGGCGAGAUCAGCCAAGAGGCCGUGGAGAAAUACCUGGAGGACAACCCUCAGUUUGCCAAGGAGUACUUCGCCAAGAGGCUGCCGGAAGCCCCCGGCCCGAGCAGGGCGCUGUCGCCGGCGGAUGAGUGGGCCCUGUGCGCCGAGCUGCUGCGGGCGGUGAAGGAGGAGGCCCGUGGAGCCGAGCCCGCGGUGCACGGGGCCCUGCAGAAGCUGGCGCAGCUGCUGCAGGCCGACCGCUGCAGCCUGUUCGCCUGCCGGGCUCGCAACGGCACGCCUGAGGUGGCCUCCCGGCUGUUCGACGUCACCCCCACCUCCAGGUUUGAGGACAACCUGGUGGGCCCCGACAGAGAAGUCGUGUUCCCGUUGGAAAUUGGGAUAGUGGGUUGGGUUGCUCACACGAAGAAAGCCGUUAAUGUCCCAGACGUGCACAAGAACAGCCAUUUUUCUGACUUCAUGGACAAACAAACCGGCUAUGUCACAAAGAACCUGCUGGCAACACCAAUCAUGACAGGCAAGGAGGUUCUUGCUGUGGUUAUGGCAGUUAACAAAGUAAAUGCAUCUGAAUUUUCCAAAGAGGACGAGGAGGUCUUUUCCAAAUACCUCAGCUUUGUUUCUGUCAUCCUAAAACUUCAUCACACCCAGUACCUGUACAGUGUUGAAUCCCGGAGAAGCCAGAUCCUUAUGUGGUCUGCCAAUAAAGUAUUUGAAGAGCUCACAGAUGUUGAGCGGCAAUUUCACAAAGCACUCUACACAAUUAGAACAUAUCUGAACUGUGAACGGUACUCCAUCGGACUGCUGGACAUGACCAAGGAGAAGGAAUUCUAUGAUGAGUGGCCAAUCAAACUUGGAGAAGUCGAGCCUUAUAAAGGUCCAAAGACACCAGAUGGCAGAGAAGUCAUCUUUUAUAAAAUCAUCGAUUACAUUUUACAUGGAAAAGAAGAGAUCAAAGUGAUCCCGACACCUCCUGCAGACCACUGGACUCUCGUUAGUGGGUUGCCGACCUAUGUUGCUGAAAAUGGAUUUAUAUGUAACAUGCUGAACGCCCCCGCAGAUGAGUACUUCACCUUUCAGAAAGGACCUGUAGAUGAAACUGGCUGGGUCAUUAAAAAUGUCUUAUCCCUGCCUAUUGUCAACAAGAAAGAAGAUAUUGUGGGAGUAGCUACAUUUUACAACAGGAAAGAUGGAAAACCUUUUGAUGAAUAUGAUGAACACAUUACUGAGACUCUCACACAAUUUCUUGGAUGGUCUCUUUUAAAUACUGACACCUAUGAUAAAAUGAAUAAGCUAGAAAACAGAAAGGAUAUAGCUCAGGAAAUGCUCAUGAGCCAGACCAAAGCUACUCCUGAUGAAGUCAAGUCUAUUCUGAAAAUUAAAGAGAAGUUAAAUAUAGAUGUAAUUGAAGACUGUGAAGAAAAACAACUUGUCACAAUUUUGAAAGAGGACUUGCCAGACCCACAGACAGUGGACCUGUACGAAUUCCGCUUCAGUGACUUCCCCAUCACAGAGCACGAAUUGAUUAGGUGUGGGCUGCGACUCUUCUUUGAAAUAAACGUGGUGGAGAAAUUCAAAGUACCCGUAGAGGUUCUUACCAGGUGGAUGUACACCGUGAGAAAAGGGUACCGGUCCAUCACUUACCACAACUGGAGGCACGGGUUCAACGUGGGGCAGACCAUGUUUACCUUGCUGAUGACAGGGAGACUAAAGAAAUACUAUACGGAUCUUGAAGCCUUUGCCAUGCUCGCUGCUGCUUUCUGCCAUGACAUUGACCACAGAGGCACCAAUAAUUUGUAUCAGAUGAAAUCCACAUCUCCAUUAGCAAAGCUUCAUGGAUCUUCCAUUCUGGAGAGGCACCACCUGGAGUACAGUAAGACUCUACUGCAGGAUGAGAGUUUAAACAUCUUCCAGAACCUAAAUAAACGCCAGUUUGAAACAGUUAUUCAUUUGUUUGAAGUUGCAAUAAUAGCAACUGACCUGGCUUUAUACUUCAACUGUAUCUUUUUUAGGAAGAGAACCAUGUUUCAAAAAAUUGUUGAUGCCUGUGAAAAAAUGGAAACCGAGGAAGAGGCCGUCAAAUAUGUAACCAUUGAUCCAACCAAAAAAGAGGUUAUAAUGGCAAUGAUGAUGACUGCAUGUGAUCUGUCAGCUAUAACCAAACCCUGGGAGGUACAAAGUCAGGCGAGUACAGUGGCACUUCUGGUUGCAAAUGAAUUUUGGGAACAAGGAGAUCUGGAGAGGACUGUGCUGCAGCAACAGCCUAUUCCUAUGAUGGACAGAAACAAAAAAGACGAACUACCCAAACUUCAAGUUGGAUUUAUUGAUUUUGUUUGUACUUUUGUAUACAAGGAGUUCUCACGGUUUCACAAAGAAAUCACACCAAUGCUGACUGGUCUUCAGAACAACAGAGUAGAAUGGAAAUCCCUGGCUGAUGAAUACGAUGCAAAGAUGAAGGUAAUUGAAGAGGAGACAAAAAAGCAGGAAGAAGGAAACAUGGCUGCAAAAGCCACAGAAGAUUCAGGAGGUGGCAGUGAUGACAAAAAGUCCAAAACAUGUCUAAUGUUGUAAUAUAAUCCAACUGGUCUAAAUUUCAAAUAUUGUUUCUACUCCUGAAGAAAAACAGAAAACAUGCAAAAGAACUUCAGCGAAUUUCAUUCAGCAAACCACGAACUAAGAGAGUAAAAGAUCUUCAGAUAAACUACCCUUGUGACCACCAAAAGAAAACCUAUUGCUAGCAUGAAACCCUGAGGGUAAAAUAAAGUUCAACAGAAGUGGAAAAUACAAGACGAAAACAAGUGCAUUUUUGGUGCCAAUUUGCUUUAAAUUAAAAAUAUACAAUCCUGAAA
This is a messenger RNA of Neofelis nebulosa (Clouded leopard), 3195 nucleotides long. RefSeq names its product phosphodiesterase 6C (gene PDE6C). Gene Ontology annotation, molecular function: protein binding; 3',5'-cyclic-nucleotide phosphodiesterase activity. Bases 353 to 2917 code for a protein of 854 amino acids. Gene Ontology annotation, biological process: signal transduction; visual perception. The record is from RefSeq and is a predicted model, not a curated record. Lineage: Eukaryota; Metazoa; Chordata; Mammalia; Carnivora; Felidae. The transcript has 22 exons.